Molecule: messenger RNA, 669 nt
Organism: Impatiens glandulifera
Lineage: Eukaryota; Viridiplantae; Streptophyta; Magnoliopsida; Ericales; Balsaminaceae
Product: bidirectional sugar transporter SWEET1a-like
Exons: 4
Coding region: 1-669 (222 amino acids)
Biological process (GO): carbohydrate transport
Cellular component (GO): membrane
Molecular function (GO): sugar transmembrane transporter activity
Source: RefSeq, a predicted model, not a curated record
AUGUAUAUACAUUUCUUUCUAUGUCUAUUAUGCGACGAGAAAGGUCAAACCCGUCAUAUUUGUUUUAGGAAGUUUAGGAGCAUAUGGACUUACAGUUGUGCUCACACAACUUUUAGUCCAACCGUAUUUAUAUCGGAUUUACAUAGUGGGGUGCAUAGGAAGAAUGUGAUUCAAACGCGCAGUAAUGAAUUCAUGUCGAUCACUCUAAUUAUAUCGCUGACAAUGAAUGCGACUGCGUGGUUUUUCUAUGGAUAUUUUGUCAAGGAUAUUUUUAUCUCGUUCCCAAACAUGAUCGGGACGGUGUUUGGAAUUAUCCAAAUAGGUGUGUUUCUAUAUUACAGGCCGCCACCCGGAGGAGUCACCGUAGAGGCAGUAGAGAGUGGAGAGAGUGGAGAGACCGGAGAGGCCGGAGAGGCCGACGAGGCCGAAGAGACGGACGAGGCCGGCGAGACCGAAGAGGCUGACGAGGCCGAAGAGGCUGGCGAGGCCGACGAGACUGGCGAGGCCAACGAGACCGACGAGACCGGCGAGACCGGCGAGACUGGCGAGAUUGACGAGGCCAACGAGACCGACGAGACCGACGAGACCGGCGAGACCGGCGAGACUGGCGAGAUUGACGAGAUUGACGAGAUUGACGAGACUGAGACUAGAGAGGUCGAAGAUGCUUGA